Molecule: messenger RNA, 2368 nt
Organism: Tinamus guttatus (white-throated tinamou)
Lineage: Eukaryota; Metazoa; Chordata; Aves; Tinamiformes; Tinamidae
Source: RefSeq, a predicted model, not a curated record
AUGAAGACUUCGACGUUUCAGAGCAAUCGUCGCUCAGUUGCUGAGGAGUGUGGAGUGUUGGCUGAGUGCUUGCAAGGCCCAGCUGUGGCCUUGCAGAGCACAGACACCACCCAGACCUCGCAAGACUUCAGCUGCUCUGAGCAACAUCAGUUGCAUUACCUGAGAAAGUACCUCAGGCACAUAGCUGAAAGCCUGAGUUUCUCCAAGGAUGUACUGGAGCAACGAGGACUGUCCUAUAAGGAGUACAACUUCAAACACCUCUAUGAUCCUUCUGAUAUCAUUCAAAAGUCCAAAAAUGAAAAGCCCAUUGCUGUGGACUUCAAGCGCUCAGCCAGACCCCACCCUCAGAAGCAACUACUUUUCCCUAAGAAAAAUGCUGGACUUUUCCCAAAGCUCAGGAAGGAGGACAGCCUGUGGGGCUCCAAAGCAGAAACCUUGCCCAGAAGGGUUUUACCACCUGUUCCUUCUUGUAGGACCCCAGGCGCGCAGGCAUCCCCAACAAAGCCUUGUGACAAGUUAUCUGGCUCUCUGACAAGAAGACAGAAAAAGUGGGUCUCUGAGAAGAACACCCCAGGAUCAGAGAUGACGACCCAGGAAAUGGAGAAAAUAGGACUGGAGAAACUGGGCAGGACAGCACCCCAAUGGACUGUGGAUCAGCAGAGACCCAGGAGUGACUCUGUUCCAUGUAAACCUGUUGACGGUGAAAAACAGAAGUGGAAUGCAGUCAGGGAUGAGCUUUCUUCCGAUGGAGAUUUGAAAAUAUUGGAUAAUGCUCAGGGCGAAGAAAAUGACAUGGGAAUCAUAUCCCAGACACAAGCUGAGAAGACUCCUGGAGCAGUCUUCCCCACCUCCAGCAGUGGGCCACCUGCUUAUUACCCAAGAGCGCUGUCAACUGAUAACCCUGCCAAUAAAAAUGUUACAGCUGAUGACACAGAAAGAACUUCUCUGAACCCAGAAUCUUCUGCACAGAGAUAUUUCAUUUCCCGUGUUGGGAAAUACACCUACACCCCCAGGAAUGCUUUUGAGCGGGAGCUUUACUUUGGUAAGAUCAGAGACCUCUUUUACAGAGAAGCUCUUCAAGUAGAAUGUGUUCCUCCGUACGCAGGGACUGCAAGGAUUGUUCAUCAGGUGGAUGAAGGGAUGAAGGACUUUUUCAUCCUGGAGAACCAUGACCAAUACUGCAAACAUCUCCAGCAGCCCUUCCCAAGGCAACCUGAGUGCUGGGGUUGCAAGCCACAGAGGAGGGCAGCACAGAGACCCAAGAAAGGAGCCUUUCGAUGGAUUGCUCUCCCCACUUUAACUCCUUAUUUUGUGCAAAGUGAUGAGGAGUCACCUCCUACCAAGGCCAAGGAAGUACAAAAGGAGUUCAAGCAGCCUAUUAAAGAAGUGUCUUGGGAAACACAAGUCCUCAGAGCUACACUGGAGCAGUGGAAGGAUGCCUGGGACCUGCAUCCCCAAUGGCGAAAUGCGACAAGAGAAGGUUUAAGGAAGUCUCUCACAAGUGUACAUGACAUCAGUAGAAUCAAGGCUCUCAUAGCUUGUGCAUCUGCGGCAGUCGAACAACAUGGAUGGAAAACCAAUCCUCAAAAGCUCAGUGAGAGAAGCUCUGACUUGCAGGCUGCUGAUCUGCAUGUGGGUAUUUCUCCAGCGGCAGUAACAGAGAGCUCUGAGAAGUGCUCAGUAACCCAGGAGGUGCUUGCAGAACUAGAGCCAUUACUUAGUGAGGCUCUGCGGGACAAGAACACCCACGUGAGAACAGCAUCUGCACUGUGUCACUACGCUCUUGGGAGAAGGAGUGAGGAAGCACAAGCAGUCAUGAAAGAUGCUCUGGAACAUGGCAAUUCUGCAGACAGCUGGGCAGCGGCGCAGUGCCUGGCUCUGGAGAGCACCGUCACCGUGCCCGUGGUGGCAAAACUCCUUUCCCAGCUCUUUGAGAAGAGCGAUGCAACGGCCGAGGAGCAGGCCUGCCUGCUGCUAGCCCAUCUCGGGGAGCGCACGGACUUAAUGGAGAAGCUUUCCCAGCUGAUGUGGGAGGACUGGAACGGACGAGUACGCCAGGCAGCUACUCUGGCACUGGGGCACAUGGAGCUAGCAAAGGAGAUCCAUGAUUCACUCAGGGAGAAGCUGGACACCGGGAGCUGCCAGACAAAGGUGCAAGCUCUCUCUCUGAUUAGGCAGCUGCACUACAUGACAGACAAGUUAUUUCCAGGCUUCCUGCAGUGCUUCUCCAGUGACUUUGUUGCAGUGCGGAAGGAAGCGUGUCUUACAGCAGGAGCACUUGGCAUUAAAGAUGACCAGGUCUUUCAAUGUCUCUGUGAAAUGAUGCAGUACGAUCCUCAUUGGAUAAUCAAGGUUUUUGCCAUCAGAG